GUUGACUAUUACAGUAACAGAAGAAGAAGAAGAAGAAGAAUGCAUAUAUUUUAUAAGUAGAGUGAAUAGUAAGAAACACAUUCUCUAGCCAUGUUUAAUGUCGGAGAAACUUCCAAUGUGUCCAAAAACUCCCCUGUCAUUACAUGCUGAUUAACAGCUGUUGCAGAAUCCAAGACCUCACGAGCUCUCCAUAAUUAAUCUAAUCAGAUCAAACCCAUUUCUUUAGUUAUUUAUUAUAUAUUACCUACUCCUACUCAAUAACCACUCUUUAAUCUUUUUAUUUCUUUCCAUAUUCCUUUGUCACACUAAAGAUACUUUUUUUCUUUCACUAAAAUGGAGUGAAAAUGGCAGCGUACUAAGGGACUGAUACUCAAAAAUGCGGAAGAAGAACAAUAUGCAGUUGAAAAUCCUGAUCUUCUUCUUCUGUUCUUGCAGUGUUUUUUGUGCUUUUAGCUCUUCUGCUGCUUUAAAUGAAGAAGUAUCAGUUCUGUUAUCUAUAAAAGCUAGCCUUUUAGAUCCACUAAAUAAGCUUCAAGAUUGGAAAUUAUCCAAUACUUCUGCUCAUUGUAACUGGACUGGAGUGCGGUGUAACUCCCAUGGAGCUGUUGAAAAGCUUGAUCUUUCCCACAUGAAUCUCAGUGGCAGUGUACCAGAUGAUAUCCAUAAGUUACAAAGUCUUACUUCUCUCAACUUGUGCUGCAAUGGGUUCUCUUCGUCCUUGACAAAAGCUAUUUCAAAUCUCACUUCUCUGAAAAGCUUUGAUGUGAGCCAGAAUUUCUUUAUUGGUAAGUUUCCUAUUGGUUUUGGAAGAGCAGCUGGUCUAACUUUGCUAAAUGCGUCGAGCAAUAAUUUCUCAGGAUUUAUUCCUGAGGAUAUUGGGGAUGCGAUUUUGCUCGAGACUCUUGACCUUAGAGGGAGUUUCUUCGAAGGUUCUAUUCCAAAAUCUUUCAAGAACUUGCACAAGUUGAAGUUUCUUGGCCUUUCUGGGAAUAAUCUCACCGGCCAAAUACCAGCAGAGCUGGGGCAGCUUUCAUCAUUGGAGAGAAUAAUAAUUGGAUACAAUGAAUUUGAAGGUAGGAUUCCAGCAGAAUUUGGAAAUUUAAGCAAUUUGAAGUAUCUUGAUUUGGCCGUUGGCAAUCUUGGUGGCGAGAUUCCAGCAGAACUGGGAAGGCUCAAGUUACUUGAGACAGUAUUCUUAUAUCAGAACAAUUUUGAAGGCAAGAUUCCUGCUGCAAUUGGCAACAUGACUUCUCUGAAACUGUUGGAUCUAUCUGAUAACGUGUUAUCAGGAGAAAUUCCAGCUGAAUUUGCUGAGCUGAAAAAUUUACAGCUCUUGAAUCUGAUGUGCAAUCAGCUGUCAGGUUCAGUUCCUGCAGGAGUUGGAGGGUUGACUCAACUACAGGUGCUUGAGCUGUGGAACAACUCACUUUCAGGUCCCUUGCCUAGUGAUCUUGGCAAGAAUUCAGCAUUGCAGUGGUUGGAUUUAUCAUCCAAUUCAUUCUCCGGCGAGAUUCCAGCAUUCUUGUGCACUGGUGGAAAUCUGACCAAGCUCAUUCUCUUCAACAAUGCCUUCUCAGGUCCAAUUCCUCUUAGCUUGUCAACAUGUCAUUCUUUAGUUCGCGUGCGUAUGCAGAACAACUUUCUUGAUGGGACAAUUCCACUAGGACUAGGCAAACUUCCAAAACUUGAAAGGUUAGAAGUGGCUAACAAUAGCCUUACUGGUCAAAUCCCAAAUGAUCUUGCUACUUCUUCAUCGCUUUCUUUCAUUGAUCUCUCUAAAAACCACCUUACAUCUUCUCUUCCUUCCACUAUACUUGCAAUUCCAAAUCUGCAAAACUUUAUGGCCUCAAGUAAUAACUUAGAAGGUGAAAUUCCAGAUCAGUUCCAAGACUGUCCUUCACUUUCUGUGCUUGAUCUUUCUUCCAACCAUUUCUCCAGUACCAUACCAACUAGCAUAGCUUCAUGUGAGAAGUUGGUAUAUUUGAAUCUAAAGAACAAUCAAUUGAGUGGAGAAAUCCCAAAAGCAAUUGCAAAGAUGCCUACAUUGGCCAUCCUUGAUCUGUCAAACAACUCUUUAACCGGUGGAAUACCUGAGAAUUUUGGCUCUUCACCUGCGUUAGAAGUACUAAAUGUUUCACAUAACAGGCUAGAAGGUCCAGUGCCUGCAAAUGGUGUCCUAAGAACAAUCAAUCCAGAUGAUCUCAUAGGCAAUGCAGGUCUCUGCGGAGGUGUCCUGCCUCCUUGUAGCCACGAGGCACUAACUGCAUCAGAGCAGAAGGGCUUGCACAGAAAGCAUAUUAUUGCUGAAUGGAUCAUUUCAGUUUCAUUAGUUCUAGCACUUGUAAUAGGACUUAUUGGUGUUCGAUCUCUCUAUAAAAGAUGGUAUUCAAAUGGAAGUUGCUUUGAAGAAUCUUUCGAGACGGGCAAAGGAGAGUGGCCUUGGAGAUUGAUGGCAUUCCAGAGGCUCGGAUUUACCAGUGCUGACAUUCUAGCAUGUGUGAAGGAAUCAACUGUGAUUGGGAUGGGAGCAACUGGUACUGUUUACAGGGCUGAAAUACCAAGAUUAAACACAGUUGUGGCAGUUAAGAAGUUAUGGAGAUCAGGAACAGACAUUGAAACAGGAAGCAACAAUGAUUUUGUUGGAGAAGUCAAUCUCCUGGGGAAGCUAAGGCAUCGAAAUAUCGUACGGCUAUUGGGAUUUCUUCAUAAUGAUACUGAUAUGAUGAUAUUAUAUGAGUAUAUGCACAAUGGCAACCUUGGAGAAGCAUUACAUGGUAAUCAAGCAGGUAGAUUGCUUGUGGAUUGGGUUUCGCGAUACAAUAUAGCAGUUGGAGUUGCACAAGGACUGGCUUAUAUGCACCAUGAUUGUCACCCUCCAGUUAUUCAUCGUGAUGUCAAGUCGAAUAAUAUAUUGCUUGAUGCGAAUCUUGAGGCAAGAAUUGCUGAUUUUGGAUUGGCACGGAUGAUGAUUCGGAAGAAUGAGACAGUUUCCAUGGUGGCUGGAUCCUAUGGAUACAUUGCCCCAGAAUAUGGAUACACCUUGAAGGUGGAUGAGAAGAUUGACACUUACAGCUAUGGAGUAGUUCUACUCGAACUGCUCACCGGAAAACGACCACUGGACCCCGAAUUCGGAGAAUCAGUCGACAUUGUUGAAUGGAUUCGAAGAAAGAUUAGAGACAACAGACCUUUAGAAGAAGCAUUAGACAACAAUGUAGGAAACUGCAAGCAUGUUCAAGAAGAGAUGCUAUUAGUACUAAGGAUAGCACUUCUUUGUACCGCUAAGCUCCCAAAAGACAGACCAUCCAUGAGAGAUGUGAUAACAAUGCUUGGGGAGGCAAAGCCAAGAAGAAAGAGUAUAACCAGUAGUGGGUUUGAUAGUAACAAAGAGAAGCCAGUAUUCAGCACAUCACCUGUAAAUGGCCUUGUAUAGGGACAUUAAACUAAUUCCCUCUGCCAUUAAUUUUUCUUUUACAUUUCUUCUUUUGUACGUAGCCUUUGUUAAUGUUACUCUGUAAUCAUUGGUCUAAAGUGUUGUCUAGAAACUUAGUGGAUAAAUGAAAUCAUUAUUUUCAA
Ricinus communis (castor bean) is the source of this 3573-nucleotide messenger RNA. Its product is annotated as MDIS1-interacting receptor like kinase 1. Lineage: Eukaryota; Viridiplantae; Streptophyta; Magnoliopsida; Malpighiales; Euphorbiaceae. Gene Ontology annotation, molecular function: ATP binding; protein kinase activity; protein binding. Bases 377 to 3430 code for a protein of 1017 amino acids. Gene Ontology annotation, cellular component: plasma membrane. The record is from RefSeq and is a predicted model, not a curated record. The transcript is spliced from 2 exons. Gene Ontology annotation, biological process: protein phosphorylation.